GUUGGCCAUUUGAAAACAAUGUUAAACAAGAUCGGAUUGAGCUCGAGAUAGGGCUUCUGAGCUCGACUCGGAGAAUUGAGUCAACAUGGACCGAGUCAGCUUCUACCUGGAUAAUAAAACCUAAAACCUCCAAAAACCCUGGCAUAUCCCAAAGAAACGCCAACGGGCAACGAUGGCCGAAAAGGAGCUGGAUUCGAUGUCUCUUUCGGAGCUCCGCCUGCUCUCCGCUUUUCUCGCCAUGGAAACCACCGAUUCUCUGCUCUGUGUAGCCAGGGAAUGUGGUGGAGGAAAGUUAACUGAGAAAGUUCAAAGCUUUAUUUGGGAUCAUUGCUUAACCAAAGCUGUAGGGAAAGGCUAUGAAUCUUAUUCGAAGAAGUUUGUAAAGAAGCUUAUUACAGAGAUUGAAUCAAACCAUGGUAAUGUGUUGGAUGAAUUGUAUGAACAAUAUGCUUCCUACAUGAUUUCUUUCAAGGACGAUAAUCCAGUCAAAGAAAAUGAGAGAGUCUGCAAAUGCAUUUCUUUUCUUUUCCCUGAUUGUUUUAAACUAUCGAUUUGUCCAAAAUCACGGAAACUGGUUGUCCCGCUACAGUGUUCACUCAACAUGCUUGAGGGAGAUACAGGGUGUUCAGUUUGGCCUUCCAGUCUUUUCCUCUCUGAGUUGAUACUUUCUUAUCCACAUAUUUUCUCGGGGAAAUCAUGUUUUGAGGUCGGAUCCGGUGUUGGUUUGGUUGGAAUUUGUCUAGCUCAUGUAAAAGCCUCCAAGGUGAUAUUAAGUGAUGGCGACUUGUCGACUUUAGCUAACAUGAAGCUUAAUCUGGAGAAGAACCGGUUGAAUACAGAAACCAAUUUACCCGAACCAAGUAUCGAAAAUCAAAAUGUGGUUAAAUGCAUUCAUUUGCCUUGGGAAUCAGCAUCAGAAAAGGAACUGCAAAACUUCAUGCCAGAAAUUAUUUUAGGUGCAGAUGUUAUUUAUGAUCCAUCUUGUCUUCCACAUCUUGUUAAAGUACUAGCCAUUCUUUUGAACAAAAAGAAGUCAUAUAUCGAGAAUCGGGAAGGAAGUAUUCCAAACUCUUUUCCCGGUGAUAGUAAGGUAAAUGAUGCCCAUGAUUUAGAUGCAUCUAGUUUUCAUGCUCAACGAAUCAAUACGAGUGAAGUCAAAGGAAUCAUCAACAAUGCUGUUGAUCUCGUAUCAAGGGCAGACCCUGUUGCUUAUAUUGCUUCUGUUAUUCGGAAUGCCGAUACUUUCGAUCGAUUUCUUGCAUUAGCAGAUCAGGCUGAUCUUAGAAUUAAAGACUUAACAUCUACACUGAGGCCCUUUGAUUUGCUUCCGUACAUGAAGUCUUAUGAUCGUUCUAGCAUAAGAUUGUUUACUGUAACUUGAUUUGUAUCUUGGGUUUAUUGGUGAAUCUUACACAUGAUACUGAAUGUGAAUAUUUUACAAUUUUUCAAAAAUAAAAUGUAGAAGUAAUGUAACAUUUGAUUUUAA
This is a messenger RNA of Gossypium raimondii (Peruvian cotton), 1486 nucleotides long. RefSeq lists its product as uncharacterized. The record is from RefSeq and is a predicted model, not a curated record. Bases 173 to 1381 code for a protein of 402 amino acids. NCBI's taxonomy places the organism in Eukaryota, Viridiplantae, Streptophyta, Magnoliopsida, Malvales, Malvaceae. The transcript has 10 exons.